UAGAGAAAAUAUUACUGGAGAGUGAGAAAGAAAGAGAUGGCCGCUUGAAUUUUGGGCGAAGAAUCAGAAAGAAUGCCUCAUCUCCUCCUUCACCGCUUCUUCACAUUUCCAUCCUACUCAUAAUAAUCUUCUCCAAAACCCAUACUUUAGCUUUCCUUAAUAUUUUUCAAGAUUUUUUUUUUCUAUAAAAUUCGGGAAUUUGUUUUCUAAUACUAGUAUUUUACAAAAAUGGAAGCAAAAGGUGGAAUGGUUGCUGGAUCGCACAAGAGGAAUGAGUUGGUUCGCAUUCGACAUGAUUCUACUGAUAGCGGGCCAAAGCCCCUGAAGAAUUUGAAUGGUCAGAUAUGUCAGAUUUGUGGAGAUGGUGUUGGACUCACGGCUGAUGGUGACAUGUUUGUUGCCUGUAAUGAAUGUGCAUUUCCAGUUUGCCGUCCUUGUUAUGAGUAUGAGAGAAAAGAUGGAAACCAGUCCUGCCCUCAAUGCAAGACGAGAUACAAGCGACACAAAGGGAGUCCCCGGGUUGACGGUGAUGAUGAUGAAGAUGAUGUUGAUGACUUGGAUAAUGAGUUCAAUUAUGCUCAAGGGACUAGCAAGGCUAGACGCCAAUGGCAGGGAGAAGAUGCUGAGUUGUCUUCUUCCUCUAGGCAUGAUCGACCUAUUCCUCUUCUCACGAAUGGGCAGCCAGCAUCUGGUGAAAUCCCCAUUGCAACACCAGAAACCCGUUCUGUAAGAAGUACAUCAGGACCUUUAGGCCCUGGAGAUAAGGCCCUUCCCUAUCUGGAUCCAAGGCAGCCAGUCCCUGUAAGAAUUGUGGACCCUUCAAAGGACUUAAAUUCUUAUGGUCUUGGUAGUGUUGACUGGAAGGAGAGGGUGGAAAGCUGGAAGCUUAAGCAGGAAAAGAAUAUGGUGCACAUGGCCAACAGAUACCCUGAAGGGAAGGGAGGAGACAUUGAAGGAACAGGAUCAAAUGGAGAAGAAUUGCAAAUGGCUGAUGAUGCUCGGCAACCGAUGAGCCGCAUAGUGCCUAUUUCUUCAUCUCAUGUCACCCCUUAUCGUGUUGUUAUCAUACUUCGAUUGAUUAUCUUGGGCUUUUUCUUGCAAUAUCGGUGUACUCACCCUGUGAAGGAUGCAUAUCCUUUAUGGCUCACAUCAGUCAUCUGUGAGAUUUGGUUUGCGCUAUCCUGGCUUUUGGAUCAAUUUCCAAAAUGGUAUCCUAUCAAUAGGGAAACCUUCCUUGACAGGCUUGCUAUGAGAUACGAUAGGGAAGGGGAGCCUUCACAAUUAGCCCCUGUUGAUGUGUUUGUCAGUACUGUGGAUCCCAUGAAAGAGCCUCCUCUAAUCACUGCCAACACUGUCUUAUCAAUUCUCGCUGUUGAUUACCCUGUCGACAAGGUAUCGUGUUAUGUUUCAGAUGAUGGUUCAGCAAUGUUAACAUUUGAAGCCCUCUCGGAGACGGCUGAAUUUGCAAGGAAAUGGGUACCCUUCUGCAAGAAGCAUAGCAUUGAGCCUAGAGCUCCUGAAUUUUACUUUGCUCAGAAAAUAGAUUACCUAAAGGACAAGAUUCAGCCUUCAUUUGUGAAAGAGCGUCGAGCAAUGAAGAGAGAGUAUGAAGAAUUUAAGGUGCGCAUAAAUGCACUUGUAGCAAAGGCACAAAAGAUGCCUGAAGAAGGUUGGACAAUGCAAGAUGGAACUGCUUGGCCUGGAAAUAACCCUAGAGAUCAUCCAGGAAUGAUCCAGGUGUUUUUGGGGCACAGUGGAGGCCUGGAUACUGAUGGGAAUGAGCUUCCACGGUUGGUUUAUGUUUCUCGUGAGAAACGCCCAGGAUUCCAACACCAUAAGAAAGCAGGAGCUAUGAAUGCUUUGAUUCGAGUCUCUGCUGUUCUUACAAAUGGAGCAUAUCUUUUGAAUGUUGAUUGUGAUCACUACUUUAACAAUAGCAAAGCUCUUAAGGAAGCGAUGUGUUUUCUCAUGGAUCCUGUUCUUGGAAAGAAGAUUUGCUAUGUUCAGUUUCCACAACGUUUUGAUGGCAUUGACUUGCACGAUCGAUAUGCUAACCGCAAUAUUGUCUUCUUUGAUAUUAACAUGAAAGGGCAAGAUGGUGUUCAAGGUCCUGUCUAUGUGGGAACUGGUUGUUGUUUCAACAGGCAAGCUUUAUAUGGGUAUGAUCCAGUGUUGACUGAGGAAGAUUUAGAACCAAAUAUUAUUGUUAAGAGUUGUUUUGGUUCAAGAAAGAAAGGAAAGAGUAGCAAGAAGAGCUACAUUGAUAAGAAGAGAGCAGUUAAAAGAACCGAAUCUACUAUUCCGAUAUUUAACAUGGAGGAUAUAGAAGAGGGUGUAGAAGGGUAUGACGACGAGAAAUCGCUUCUUAUGUCUCAAAAGAGCUUGGAGAAGCGGUUUGGUUCAUCUGCAGUUUUUAUUGCUGCAACCUUUAUGGAGAUGGGAGGCAUUCCUCCAACUACUAAUCCAGCCACUCUUUUGAAAGAAGCUAUCCAUGUUAUCAGCUGUGGAUAUGAGGAUAAAACAGAAUGGGGUAAAGAGAUUGGAUGGAUCUAUGGUUCAGUCACAGAAGAUAUUUUGACUGGUUUCAAGAUGCAUGCACGCGGAUGGAUUUCUGUCUACUGUAUGCCUCCUCGCCCAGCAUUCAAGGGUUCUGCUCCCAUCAAUCUUUCUGAUCGGCUGAAUCAGGUCCUUCGGUGGGCUUUAGGAUCCAUUGAAAUUCUUCUUAGCAGGCAUUGUCCCAUAUGGUAUGGCUACACCGGCAGACUGAAGCUCUUGGAGAGACUUGCGUAUAUCAACACCAUUGUUUAUCCUAUAACCUCUAUUCCUUUGCUGGCUUAUUGCAUCCUUCCUUCUAUUUGUCUUCUCACCAAUAAAUUUAUCAUUCCUGAGAUAAGCAACUAUGCCAGCAUGUGGUUCAUUCUUCUCUUUAUCUCCAUUUUUGCUACCGGUAUCCUGGAGCUGAGGUGGAGUGGUGUGAGCAUCGAGGACUGGUGGAGGAAUGAACAGUUCUGGGUCAUUGGUGGUACAUCAGCCCAUCUAUUCUCCGUUUUCCAGGGUCUCUUGAAAGUACUUGCUGGGAUUGAUACCGACUUCACUGUCACUUCAAAGGCAUCAGAUGAUGAUGGGGACUUCGCCGAGCUCUACGUGUUCAAAUGGACAUCCCUCCUCAUCCCUCCCACCACUGUCCUCGUCUUGAACUUGAUAGGUAUAGUGGCUGGUGUUUCUUAUGCCAUAAACACUGGCUACCAAUCAUGGGGUCCGCUGUUCGGCAAAUUGUUUUUCUCCCUCUGGGUGAUUGCCCACCUGUACCCGUUCCUCAAAGGUUUGUUAGGCCGGCAAAAUCGUACCCCUACCAUUGUCAUUGUCUGGUCCAUACUCCUUGCAUCCAUCUUCUCCUUGCUCUGGGUGCGAAUUGAUCCAUUCACAUCUAGCUCCACAAAAGCAGCAUCAAAUGGUCAAUGUGGCGUCAACUGCUAGAAUCAUUCUGUCAAGAGUCAAGAUCCAAGUUUCUUACUUUAAUGCCAGCCAUCGUGUAUAUAGAAUAGAACGAAAGGAUCACAUCCAGGGCUCAAACAAUGUUGUACCAGGAUCAGAAUCUGGCCCAAGGAAGGGUGAUGAACAACAAUGGCAUCACCUUCUGUAUUUUUUUUGCCUAUCCAGUCUCAUUCCAUUUUGUAUACUUUUUGUGCCUGGACCAAAUGUGUUUCUACCAGUCCUCAAAUGGCCUAGGUGUUGCAGACAGACAGACAGGCCGACACCAAUUUAUCUAUCUUGUUCUUGUGCAGUGUUGUGAUGAUUUAUUAUGUGAUGGAGAACCUGUGUGAACCAACCAUUCAUGUUGUAAUUCCUUCAGAGAAUCAAUUUAUUUAUUUUUUGCUUUGACAA
Molecule: messenger RNA, 3885 nt
Organism: Coffea eugenioides
Lineage: Eukaryota; Viridiplantae; Streptophyta; Magnoliopsida; Gentianales; Rubiaceae
Product: cellulose synthase A catalytic subunit 1 [UDP-forming]
Exons: 14
Coding region: 229-3477 (1082 amino acids)
Biological process (GO): cellulose biosynthetic process; plant-type primary cell wall biogenesis
Cellular component (GO): trans-Golgi network; plasma membrane
Molecular function (GO): cellulose synthase (UDP-forming) activity
Source: RefSeq, a predicted model, not a curated record